This is a messenger RNA of Apiotrichum porosum, 1020 nucleotides long. RefSeq names its product ER membrane glycoprotein subunit of the GPI transamidase complex-like protein (gene GPI18). Lineage: Eukaryota; Fungi; Basidiomycota; Tremellomycetes; Trichosporonales; Trichosporonaceae. Gene Ontology annotation, biological process: GPI anchor biosynthetic process. The record is from RefSeq and is a predicted model, not a curated record. Gene Ontology annotation, molecular function: GPI mannosyltransferase activity; alpha-1,6-mannosyltransferase activity. Gene Ontology annotation, cellular component: mannosyltransferase complex; endoplasmic reticulum membrane. The coding region runs from base 1 to 1020 and encodes 339 amino acids. The transcript has 5 exons.
AUGCCCUCCCAGCAUACCCGGGACCGUGGAGCAAGGGACACACUCUUUAUUGCUGCGUUAACAGCAUCCACGUUCAUUAUCUCCCACUCCCUCUUAGUCUGCCUGUCGACGCUUGUCCCCCCUUUUGACGUGUCACAUACAAUCAACACUUCCACCUCGCUGCCGGGACUACGAUGGGACGCAAUCCACUUUCUCUCCAUUGCCAAGGAUGGCUACGAGUUUGAGCAACAGCUAGCCUUUCAGCCAGGAUGGCAGGUGAUACUCGCAGCGGCAGGCAGGGCCGUUGCCCGGGUUGGACGAGGCGGGGACACUGUCAACGACGCAGAUCUCGUUCAAAGCGCCCUUGUCAUCAACCUGAUUGCAAGGGUGGUAGCAAAUGUCUAUCUUUACAAGUUGACACGAGUCUUGUUCUCCCCGGCGUUUGGCGGUCGCGACGUCGUUGCUAGCCACUGGCGUUCUGUCAUGCGUGAUCCUGGCCUCGCAUGUCCUCUUCGCCAAGUGUGCCUCACCGAAGUCAUUGGGCAUGGGUUUGCUCUCUUUACUCGUCUGCGCUCCCUUUCUGGCUUUUCAAGCUUACAACUAUUACGUGAUGUGCGAGCCGGUCGCCGCGCGCCCAUGGUGCAACCUCCGGCUGCCCCUGUCUUACAGCUGGGUUCAGCGCGAGUAUUGUUGCCCAACUUGUUGCUGGCUACCCCCGUAAUCUUCCCGACCAUUGCUGGCAUCUGGCAAUAUCUACGGCGACAACCUGUUUCUCUGGAAGCACUCUCUGACCCCCGGCUCCCAAUAUACGUGCACCAACUCGUCAUGGUGGCCAUUCUGUUAUUAGCAUCGCAUACCCAGAUUGCUCUCCGCCUUGCGUCCACCGAUCCCACUGUCUGGUGGACCGUAGCAGCCUCGGCCCUUCGUCCUGGCGGAUCCGGGCAGUUCUUCCCUUCCAUGGGCAAGUUUUGGAUCUGGUGGACAUGUUACUGGGGUAUCGUGUCACUCGUGUUGUGGGCUGGCCACUAUCCGCCUGCAUAA